AUGGAACAAAGGAAAACUAAUAACUCUAGUGACAUAUCGCAAGGUGUACCAACACUGAUUCGCUGGAUCUCUGCGACGUCUUCCUUGCUGGCGAUCUUUAGUUGCUGUGGUGAUUGGGUCGGUUGGUGUGUGUGUUUCCCUAACGAUGGUUGGAUGGGCGUGUUUGUUGGGGGUGCUGGGGUGUGGUGUGUCAUGUGGGUAUAUGCGGGAGGGGGGGGGGCUGAUUUGAUAUUGUUGUUAUUAUUGUCAUGGAGUGUGGGGGUUGUGUUGGAAUGGGUAUAG
This is a messenger RNA of Bipolaris victoriae FI3, 282 nucleotides long. RefSeq lists its product as hypothetical. Bases 1 to 282 code for a protein of 93 amino acids. Lineage: Eukaryota; Fungi; Ascomycota; Dothideomycetes; Pleosporales; Pleosporaceae. The record is from RefSeq and is a predicted model, not a curated record. The transcript has a single exon.